GGGGCGCGGGGGGAGCGGCGGGCGGCCGGGCAUGGCGUCGAUGGCGGCGGCUAUCGCGGCCUCGCGCUCGGCGGUCAUGAGCGGGAACCGGCCUCUGGACGACCGGGAGCGGAAGCGCUUCACCUACUUCUCGUCGCUGAGCCCCAUGGCCAGGAAGAUCAUGCAGGACAAGGAGAAGAUCCGCGAGAAGUACGGGCCCGAGUGGGCGCGGCUGCCGCCCGCGCAGCAAGACGAGAUCAUCGACCGGUGCCUGGUGGGGCCGGGCGCCCCCGCGCCGCGCGGCCCCGGGGACCCGGGGGACUCCGAGGAGCUGGCGCGCUUCCCCGGCCUGCGCGGGCCCACGGGCCAGAAGGUGGUGCGCUUCGGGGACGAGGACAUAACUUGGCAAGAUGAGCACUCAGCCCCUUUCUCCUGGGAAACGAGGAGUCAGAUGGAGUUCAGUGUCUGUUCCCUUUCCAUCCAAGAGCCGGGCAGUGGCAUGGCCAGCGAGCCGAGACAGCUGUCAAAAGCCUGCCAGGGCUCCCAGGCCCUCCGGCCCUCUCAGGGCAGCAAGUCCUCCAGCCUGGAUGCCCUGGGUCCUGCCCGGAAGGAGGAGGAAGCUUCCUUCUGGAAGAUUAAUGCAGAGCGGUCCCGGGGAGAGGGGCCCGAGGCUGAGUUCCAGUCGCUGACCCCCAGCCAGAUCAAGUCCAUGGAGAAAGGUGAAAAGGUCCUGCCUGCCUGUUACCGGCAGGAUCCCGCCCUGAAGGACAGGGAGGCCAAGGGGGAAAGGCCCAGCAACCUUCGCCAGGAGCAGCGUGUCCUUCCUUGCACCAGCAUCGAGCCCGAGAGGGCCCAGCCUGUCCCGGCCUGCACCAGCACCGUGAAAGAAGCCACCCUGUCCGAACCUGGGGGGAAGCUGCCCUCUCCUGAGGACCGCCGGGAGGACCUGGAGGAUGUAGAGGAUGCGCUGUUCUCGGAACCCAUGCCUACACAGGUCACCUCAAGUAAUGUCGUCUUGAAGACAGGAUUUGAUUUUCUGGACAACUGGUAAAAUGUAUUAGACCAAAUAAUAAUGAUAAAACCAAGAACCCCUAAGUGUUUUCCAAAGUGGUGUGGUGGAGGAGGAUAAAACAGGCAGUAUUUCCCUGUGUAUUUUCCUGGUUCUGUACACUUUUCUUAAUCAUUUGGAAACUGGUAUAUAUUGCCUUGUCCAGAUUUCCAGUUUUUUCUCUUUUUGGUAAGGCCAGAUAUAUAUGCUAUUUUCAAUGAUUUGAUAACAGAAGUUUUGCAUUUGGAAUUUUUAAAGACUGUAGAUCUUCUACAUAAAGCUUCUGUUCCCAGUUCUACCAAAUUUCACCCCGCUCAGAGCAAGAGUUUUCUCAUUGUGUCACAAAAGUUGUAAAAGUGAUUUCCGUCUCUUUCUCCUUUAGCCUCUCCCCUUUAUAUUGAUCAGGUGAACUCUGUUGGGGGGUUGUUGGUGAUGUCCUCAGCAGUAGUGGCUCCAGCACUCUGGCUGGCUGUAACCAUGGAAAGAUGACACCACCACCUCCCCCUACCCCCCAGUGCCCCUAGUUCCUACCCAGCGUUCCCAGCUGUCCAGGGCUUCCUGAAGCCACCCUUCUUGCCUUGUGUGCCACCCUCCACCCUCAACAUUUCCAGGAAACAGACUGUUGGCACAUAGCAGAAAUGGUCCUAAGCUGCCCUGAUAACAUAUUCAAAUUAUUCAUCAUUGUUUAAGAAGAGUUGCAUGUUUAAAAGUUUUAUAUUAACUUCUCAUUAUUUUGUAUCUAGGUUUAGAGGUUGUAGGGCUACCACUUUUCUUGGGUGUGUACUUGUUUCUUUUUGGAAGUUCUUUGCUACCUAGUGGCCUGGUGGAUGGAUGUUCCCUGUCCUGAGCAUCUGCAGGAGUAAGGGCAGAUGGCAGGUAUCAGAAGACAGGACUCUCCUGAUUAGUUGGGUUAGAACCUUCCAGCAUGAGUCUGGAAGGGACAAUGGACAUCCUUCAUCCUGAGGACUGAUCAGACUCUCCUGAUGGAUCUCCCUCUGCAUCCCUGGCCAUCAGCAGAAGUGGAAGAGUCAAGUUUCUGUAUCGCCCUGCAGUGUACCUUGGAGACCUUGGCAGUCGUUCCAAAGGCAUCUCUUAGAGUGAGACUUUGCUACCCACUGCUGCUUGGUGGAGGCAGCUCCGAGGCCGCCGGGGAAGCAGGGCGAGGGGCAGGGCGAGGAGGAGCGUGGGCCUCACCCCGGGAAGCCUGUGCCCUGACCAGUGGCUCUGAGCUGCGUGAGCCUGCCAGACGUGCCCGAGUGUGAUCUACACAUUGUCUCUCACUGUGUUCUCCUCACCCGAAGCCUUAAUCCACCCCUACGAGUCCUGCCAGUGAGCACCCAGUUUCAGUAUCAAAGUGUGUCUUUUUAAAAAUGCAUUCCUGUUUUAUACAACCUUCUUACGUGAUUUCAAGACUAUCUUAUCUGGCUCUGAGGUAAAGCACGUGACAACUUUUUUUCCGGGAACGGUUCUGCCAAAGCUGUGCCCUGGCCAACUUUUGGGUUGGUUUCUGCCAAUCGCAUUAUAUCCCUAAGCCUCAUUUGGUCUCUUAAGGUUGUGGGUUUGACCUUCCUGCUUUGGUGACUGGCUGUAUUAUGGCAAAUAUAGGUCCUUAUUCUACCAUUUAAAGAUAGUUGAAACGUGCCAGGAAAAAAGGGUUUCUAGCCUGGUGGAGAGGGAAAGAGGGGCCUAGGCUAGCUGGCCCAGCAGCUAGUGCUCGCCCCCAGGUCAGCCCCGACCGCCUGGCUCCCGGCCCGCGCUCCUUCAGAACCCAGGCUCGCAAACACAGUUCCUUAAAAGAGCGAGAGGGAUGUACGGGUGUGAGUUUGUAUUCGUUGGUGCUGAUGUAGCAGGGAGGAAUGAACUACAUCCGGGAAGUUAGCCCAAGGUGAUCUGUCUCCUCCUGGGAGAUGAUUCUCAUUUCCUGCCAACCUUCUCAUAAAGCCCAGUUUAUUCCUUUCAUGUUCUCCUGGGAGCUGAGGGGCCGCGGGGUUGGCUGGAAGCCUCUGCCCCCCUAGUGCCACCGGGAGUCGCGACUCCGAGGUGCUUAGUCAUCUCUUACCACAGCAUUUCAAGUUUCGUAAUGGCCAGCCUCCUGAGAUUAAAUGUAAAGUCAAAACUUAGGGAAUCCUAGAGUCUGUUGCUUUGCCCUGCUUUCAGAAGUAAGGGACUGCGAGAGGGAGAAGUGGAGGCCCAGAGGGCCACCCCCCCACCCGCACAUCUCCUCACCCCGGGCAGUCUGCAGGGACGGUCCUGCCCCGCCCUCCUGGGGACCUUGUUCCGUGUGUCCACGGAAGGACAGAUUAAGCUCUUAGGUGUGCCACCCACCUCCCCCCCACCCCUGCCCAUGUAUCAGGGUGGCGUUUCUAGAAGCAAAAAUUUAUAUUUAUUAUUUUAAAAAUACACACUUUUCGACUGAAGCCUGUAUUUGGUUUGGGUGCCCACCCCACACCCUCAUUCUGUGCACUUGAAUUCAGCUCAAGGAUUUAGUGUUUUGCUUUGGGUGACUGUUGUGCAAAGUCUCCCCCAGGAAGUCAGAAACCAGUUUCAGUUCUUUGACUUGGGGGUCCCUACCCCGCUCUCUGGGUUUGGGAGUGCUGCCCACAUGGGGACUGCUGGGGCCUGUCACCCGGCCCUUGCCACACACGGCCCCCACGUGGAUGUCAGAGCCACCUCCCUUUCUUUGCUCCUCCCUUUCUUUGAUACACCUUUUCAAGAAAAUGAAAAAUUCUUACUGACAACUUGUAACUUGGUUGUAUUUUAUAUUAAUAGCCUUUAAUAAAGCCAUUUAAAAUAUG
Canis lupus familiaris (dog) is the source of this 3822-nucleotide messenger RNA. It is a transcript of the gene C4H1orf198, whose product is annotated as chromosome 4 C1orf198 homolog. NCBI's taxonomy places the organism in Eukaryota, Metazoa, Chordata, Mammalia, Carnivora, Canidae. The record is from RefSeq and is a predicted model, not a curated record. The transcript is spliced from 4 exons. Bases 32 to 1030 code for a protein of 332 amino acids.